CAGCUUCGUUCCCCCCCGCGUCUCUUCAGGGUAACCCCCCCCCUCCAAGGGUGGGAACAGCCUUUCUCCACCCCCCCGCCUCGUUUCAUAGGGAACAACCUCAAAUACAGACACAGAAGUGAUUAAAUAUGGACCAGUACCAUCUCAGCGAUGACAGCUCACUCCAUUCUGAAAUGCAGCUCCCUGAGUUUUCUGGGAAUCAGACUUUGGACUGUAGUGAUACAUUCAGCCAUGAUCUUUGUCCAGAUAUGAGAGACAUGAUUUAUUCUGGACUGAGCAAUCUGGAUGUGGAUCCCAGCCUUUCAGCUACAAAUAUGAACAGUGAUUCAUUGGAAGACAACCUGGACACCUUGUCUUUGUAUUCAGUAAAGGACUGUGAUUCUGCUAAACUCCUUGAUGAUUGUGAUACGGACUCACGACCACUUUUGCGUGAAUUGGGGCUUCCUGCCCCUUCAGCACAUAAAGAAGUGGAGCAAGGAGGCAGAUCCGGUUCUGGCAGUGGAAAGAAAGGAAGACUGCAGCAAAACUCGCUUCAAGCCCCUUUCUUGGAUUGCAGCCUCUGUGGGAAAGUUUUCAGUAGCACCAGUUCUCUCAGUAAACACUAUGUGACUCAUAGCCAGGAACGGAAACAUGUCUGUAAGAUCUGCAGCAAAGCUUUUAAGCGACAGGAUCACUUGAGUGGUCAUAUGCUGACACACCAAAAAACAAAGCCAUUCAUUUGCAUAGAACAAGGUUGCAAUAAGAGCUACUCAGACCAUCGAUCACUGCGCCGGCAUUACGAAAUGCAUCAUGGCUUGAGGUUGUUAAAGGAUGAUGAAGCAUGUGAGGGCAUGCCACCUUCACACGAUUCACAUACCCAGAUGGGACAUAGCAGUUUGAGAACUGCAGAAAGUCUGGCUGUUCAUCCAGAAUCACAAGCGCCCAGUAAUUCCGUCCUGCCCAACAGAGACCUGCUAAGAUGUAUUGUUAGUAGCUUAGUCAGUCCAAAGCUUCCGUCUGCUCCUUCACCAUCUACAGGACAGAAUGAAACUGACUCCAGGGGACCCUUACAACCUUGCACCUCUGUCUGUGGUCAGAUUUCAUGUGUUUCCACGAGCACUACUGCACUCAAAGACACCACUGGUGAUAAAGUGAUGAAGGAAAUUUAUCCUUGCCAAAACAAUACACCUUCAUCCAGCAUGUACACUAUAAUCAAUCCUGGGAAUUUAUCUAUGCUUGGGCCAUCAGAAAACAUGACAAAUUUGUCAGACAGGCAGUCCCAUUCAGAACAUCAGUUCCCUUUAGAAACCAGAGCCUUGGAGUACUGGUCAAACAGUGGUGUACCUCGCUUUCCAUUAUUCAGAGGCCAGAAGAUUCCUACUACCACUCAUCAGCCAAGUGGCAGCUUCCAGUGGGUCAGAAAUGUAUCCCCAGUUGGCACCAAAAACAAAGGAAAUGGUGUUUAUGUUGCUCAGCUAUCAUCUGCAGGUCAAGAUGUUUCUCAAGGGAUGGUGGGACCUUCCCAUGUGUUUGACUCAGUGACACCCAGCUUUGAAUGUCCAGAUGUUUUAUCAUUCACUCCAGCCCUUUUAAAGACCCAAGGGGAAAUUUCUGGAGAGCCCAAACUCAGUGGCUUUGAAGAAACAUUUAAUCCAGCAGCAAGACUUCCAGAUGCUCCAAAACAUAGCCUACUUCAGAAGGGUGAGGCCAGACCAUUGUUCAGGCAGCUCUUUAUGAAAUCCCAGGAAUCCACUUUGAAUCAGGAUCAGCUACAAGUCCAGAGUCAUCUUUUCCAGAGGAUCACCAAAUCUCAACACAUUGUGUCCCAUACCCAAGUGUUAGCUCCAUCGCAGCUGGCAGCUGUAGAGACAGAACAUAUGGUAGCAAAAUCACUUCCCAGUGUGUUUCAGCAGCAAACAGAUUUGAUUCAUCCAGUUCUAGAACCAAUGGAAAGUGAAGGGCCUUCUUUGUCUCUGAAAAAGGCUUUGACUCAGUUUCAAAAAGACUUUUCAUCUGAUACUGAGAAAGAAGGGGAUCAGCCGCCUCUGCAGUCCUUUCAGUCGUCUACCAUACCCUCUGUAACCACAAACAGUAUUCCUCAUGCUAAGCAGUCCCUGUCUUUAAAAGGAUGUCUAGAGUUUAAAGACUUUUCCAGCUCUAAUCAGUCAGGAUUGUAUGAAAACACCCCAGGGAAUCACACUUACGGGAAGCCAAGGGAGUUGGAAAAUGGUUCUCCUUUACCAAGAAAGAAAGAGAAGAGCAAGACUUGUACUAAAGAAUCAGGCAGCAAAGGGCAUUCUCGCAGUGGUAGACCCCGCCGGAAGGAGAAACCGAAGUUUGAUAUAACUUCCGUGGCUUCUCCUAGUCAAGUAGCCAUGGCUUCAUUUUCCUUGCCUAGUACCUCAUUUGAUAGUGUAUCCAGAGCGAAGCCCAAGCUGACUAUUUUCAACAGAAUUCAGGGUGGAAAUAUCUACAGCUUUACUAAUGCAGUGAGGGACGAAUACUUUUCCCCUGGAUGUAGUAAGACUGGGGGAGGUCCUGGAGACAGGAAUGAGCAAGGAAGCAGUUUUGUCUGUGCAACCUGCAAUCAGCUGUUUUACACCGAACGGGGCCUGAGCAGUCAUAUGUGUUUCUAUGGUGAGCAGUGGCAGUCUCCAUCAGGGAAGGAGAAGCAGCAGGCAUAUGAGGCAGAGCAUUUACAUCCUCAGAAAUGGCCCUUCAAGGCAGCAGGGGACCGAGAUAUUCCUCCUGAAACUAAAAGGCCUUCAGAAGAUGUAGCAGUAGCACCUCUUGUAAUUCCUGUCUCGGUACCCGUAAUGGCUACAAAUCAACAGCAAGAGAGCAAAGUUAAUGAGAAGGAAAGCCAGGAUGAUAAAGAUCUUCAGGAAGGCAUGCCACCCAAGAAGAAAAAGAGGCGAGCCCGUCCAAAAUCACUUUUCAUCCCACCUCCUCCACCUGUUUGCAGUGAGAUUCAACCUGGCACUGGAGGAUGCUACCAGAGUAACCUUCGCUCACCUGUCUUCCUCAUGGACCACCUUCUUCAAGGCUUAGUCCAGUGCUCCCCUUACACACCACCCCCAAUGCUCAGCCCCAUUCGUGAGGGCUCAGGGCUCUAUUUCAACACUCUCUGCUCUACUUCUACAAAUUCCGCUUCUACAAAGAUGUAUACCUCUGUUUUAGAUGGAAUGGAUGGAGCCCUUUUAUUCUCUCUUGUGAAAGAUACUACCAAAAUUAACAUAGAACCGCAUAUUAACAUUGGAAAUCGAUUCCAGGCAGAAAUACCUGAUCUCCAAGACAGAUCAGCUAUAGAGAACUAUGAGCAUCCAGCCUCACUAGUCUGGAAGCCAUGGGGAGAUAUCGUAACCAACAAGGAAACACAGAAGAGAGUAACAGAUCUGCUAAAAUUGGCCUGCUCCAGUGCAAUGCCAGGUGGAGGGACCAAUCUAGAACUAGCUGUACAUUGUCUGCAUGAAGCCCAAGGAAACAUUUUGGAAGCACUGGAGAUGAUGUUACUCCAAGGACCACAGAAGCCUUCUGGACAUCCUCUUGCUAACUACCAUUACUCAGGUUCACAUCUGUGGACUCCUGCUGAGAAGCAGUUGUUUAAGAAAGCUUUUGGCUUGCACAAAAAGGACUUUUACCUCAUACAGAAGAAGAUACAAACUAAGACUGUUUCUCAGUGUGUUGAAUACUACUAUAGCUGGAAAAAAAUAUUAAAAUUUGACUGCAGUCGAGCACAAGUGGUAGAAAAGAGACCCAAGAUUGAGCAGGAUGAGAUAGAAUUGGAUGAAGAAAAGAUUGUAUGCAGCCCAAAGAAAAGGCACUGCCACCUGCCCAAACAGGAGAAUAAGCUGAAACCAAGGAAUUACAAAAAAGCAGCACAGAGUGUCUUCAGUCCAACCAGCAGCCAGAAGGAAGUUCUAGAUAGGCCCAAAAGCACAGGCAGUCAGGGUGUAUUCCCAUGUAAAGAAUGUGCAAGAGUGUUUGACAAGAUAAAAAGUCGGAAUGCUCACAUGAAACGCCAUCGCCUACAGGAGCAGAUGGAGCCAAUGAUAAAGAUUAAGUGGCCCAUAAAGCAUCUGAAAAAUGAACCAAAGAAGGAAGAAAAAACCUUGGACGUGGAUUUCCUCCAGUGGUAACUGGGAAGGAACAGUUUCAGGGGUUCUGUUAUUAUUUUUUUUGGAGGAGGAUGAAGUAGACCAAUCAAUGAGAAAUCACCAUAAUAUUUAGUAUCUUUUCUGUGAUCGAUAUUAUACAACUGCUUUUUGAUUCACUCUAUAGUACUGAAGUGAUCUGUGUUAUUGUUAUUUUGUAUGCACUCAGUGUUGCUUAUUAAAUUGGGUUCUGCA
Python bivittatus (Burmese python) is the source of this 4328-nucleotide messenger RNA. RefSeq names its product zinc finger protein 541 (gene ZNF541). Lineage: Eukaryota; Metazoa; Chordata; Lepidosauria; Squamata; Pythonidae. Gene Ontology annotation, molecular function: transcription corepressor activity. Gene Ontology annotation, cellular component: histone deacetylase complex; transcription regulator complex. The record is from RefSeq and is a predicted model, not a curated record. Gene Ontology annotation, biological process: regulation of transcription by RNA polymerase II; negative regulation of DNA-templated transcription.